This is a messenger RNA of Anopheles merus, 3460 nucleotides long. RefSeq names its product E3 ubiquitin ligase RNF157 (gene Mrgn1). Gene Ontology annotation, molecular function: ubiquitin protein ligase activity. Gene Ontology annotation, cellular component: cytoplasm. Gene Ontology annotation, biological process: protein ubiquitination. Bases 342 to 2918 code for a protein of 858 amino acids. The record is from RefSeq and is a predicted model, not a curated record. The transcript is spliced from 6 exons. NCBI's taxonomy places the organism in Eukaryota, Metazoa, Arthropoda, Insecta, Diptera, Culicidae.
CACCAACCCCUCUCUAGUUGAUAUUUAUUGGAUCAGCCAGGAGAAAGAAAAUUCACAAACUGUUCCUUGUUUUCUGCUCGGAUUUGCCGUAACAAACAAUAACCCACUAGCCAACGUACACCAACUAGCCUGCGUGCGUUUAGCUGCGAAUUGCUUGCCAGUGCACGUGUUUCUUCUACCAUCGCGGGAAGCGUAUUAAAAUCGCAAGCAUGAAUACCUUCUAAACAACAACAACACAGACCAAACCUGCUUUGCUGGAGGGGGGGUUUUGCUCGAAGGCUCGGAGGCAAGUUCGGACGUGGUAAAGUGACUACUGUGCAGAGUACCAUCGGCCACGCAAAAUGGGUCUGUUUGCAAGCAGACAGAAUGCCACCGUCGAGGAAACGGACGUGAGCCUGAACCAUCUGUACAAGUAUCCACCCCGGUCGGGCAACUACUUCGGAACGCAUUUCAUCAUGGGUGGUGAAAGGUUCGAUACUCCCCAGCCGGAAGCGUACUUAUUUGGCGAGAAUGCUGAUUUGAACUUUUUAGGUUCCAAGCCAACCCCCUUCCCUUACCCACCGCCACAAGCGACAGAACCGACGAAAACGCUGAAAAGUCUUGUCAACAUUCGCAAAGAGUCGGUGCGCUUUGUGAAGGUGCUGGACGCGGGUGGCAACGGUGUCGUCAAGCCGGCUGGGGGCGAUCAAGUUGCAAAGCCCAACCCCGCGACGACGACGACGACGACAACCAACGGUACCAUUAGCAAUGGCUACAACAUCGAGUUCAUCUUCGACGCCGAUUCGCCCUGCCACAUCACUAUCUACUACUUCUGCAUCGAGGACAUCGGGCCAGGCGGAUCGAAUUACAUUUCGCGCGAUUCCUCCAUGACGUCGGAAACGUUCCACUUCCAGCGGGGCGUCAAUCAGCUGUUCUCGGCCCCGCACCACAUCAUCUACCCGGCACUGUACGCGGAGGAAAACCUGUCCUACAGCCCGGACAAGGAUACGUUCCCCGUCGUCAUCCACUGUGUCGUCGGUGAGGCGACAACCGGUGGUGGCAACAGUGCGGUGGCUAACAGCAACACCACCACCGUUACCACCAUUACCAACAACAACAGUGCGCUCACUGCCGGCGUAGCGAGCGACGGUGGCGGCGAUAGUGGUGGGGCCGGCCCGGGCAGCCGUCAGUCGCAUGCCACGAUCUGCGUAAUCGAUCACCAUUCCGACGGGACGUACGCGCUGCGUGCGCUGAAGCAGAAGAUCUUCGUCGACGGGCUGUACUAUCUGCUGCAGGAGAUCUACGGCAUCGAGAACAAGCUGGCGAACAAAACGGUCACGGACGAGGAGACGGAGGACAACGGGAGCGAGUGCGUCAUCUGCAUGUGCGACACGCGCGACACACUGAUACUGCCCUGCCGGCAUCUGUGCCUGUGCAACUCGUGCGCGGACUCGCUGCGCUAUCAGGCGAACAACUGUCCGAUCUGCCGGGCACCGUUCCGUGCGCUGCUGCAGAUCCGGGCCGUGCAGAAGGAGGGUGCCGGUGGCGGGGGCGGCUUACCGUGUGGUGGCAGUACACCGGCGGCACAGAAUUCGGCCGACAGCGCUGAUAACAUUCCGGCCGGUUACAAGACCAUAUCACUGAUCGAAGCACUGAACGGCCCGACAGUUGCAAUGAAAGCGAUCAACGGCAGCACCGACUCAACCGCUGGCACCGAAAAUGGUAGCGAGAAUAAUCGGAGCACCGAGAAUGGUUUCGGAUUCCGCAACAAAAUGACCAAGUCAUCCACCGAUCAUAGCAGCAACGGUGAGCUCGCCAACGGAAGCAUCGUUUCGGAAAAGUCGUCCUCCGACAUCCGGAUGCAUUUACUAGCUUCCGAUGAAACGAACGCCAUCGCCGAGGCCGGUUCCGGCGGAGCGACAGUCGGCGGCAUAGCGAACCCCACCACCGUCUGCACGAAAAAGGAGCUGCUCUCGAAACACUCGCCCUUGAUGCAGCGAGCACCGAUCAGCAAGGACAAGAACCCGCGCGAAAAGGGCAGUCUGCACCGAAUCGGAAACAGCGGCACGAACGGGUCGAACGGUGGCGUUUUGGUUUCAUCCAAAUCGAAAUCACCCUCCGACCGCACGAUCGGGUUCCAUCUGGUGCACGAGAAACCGGCAGCGCCCGGGGCAGCGCUGGUGGGCAAAAUGCCCGACUCGAAGCUCACCGAUCUGACGGAAAACGACGACGACAGUGAGGCGGAAAAGCUUUCCCCACUGCUGCGCAAAUCGGACAGCUACGAUGCGGGCAGCAAGCUCGGAGACAUGGCGAUGAAGAAGCUGCUGAUCGGUGGCUCGGGAACCAUUGGUGAGCCGGUGAAUGAGAAAACAUCGCCCUCCGCUGUGAUAACGGAGCUGCUGAAGGGUGCCAUCAUCGGGAGCGAUGAUAUCGGCGUGGAGGGCGGAGGCGUUGAGAUGGGACUGGUCGGAGGGAACAGGGGCGCCGGUGGUGCAAUUAUAUCGAUCGUGACCGACGAUUCGGAGGACUUCUACACGCCCGAAGAUCCACCGGCAACCAGCCCACUGAAAUCGAUCGACGAUGACGACGACGAGCUGCCCAAGCUGGCCGAGAUAGAUACAGGCCGGAAAAUGCUUGUAGCUGCUGCUACCACCGCCCCCGGAGCUAACCAUGGCUCAGCGCCGCCAGCGGCACUCUCCGUACUGAAGGAAGAGUUCUCGCAGGGAUCACUGCCGGACAGCCCGAUAAGUGGCAAUUCGCAAACGUCGACGCGCAGCUCGAGCGACAGCUACUCGUCCAGCUCCAGCACCCGGCAACUGCUGUCGUCCGGUGCGGUACUCAACGACACACCGACGCACGUGCUGAGCUCGUGCGAUUCAACGGCGAACGGGCACAGCAGCGUAUCGAAAGCGGCCGAGUGCGGCAUAGAGAGUGAUUAAGCUGCGGCUGCCGAUGGUCGGAUUGAGCGAUGCAGUGGUGCUACAGGAUUAGGAAAACGUUUCUUCGUAUAUUGGAACAUUAUGUACGCGUUCCAAAUAAACGGACAUACCAGUAAGUGCAAUCCCCCGGAAGGAAGGUGUCACCAAAAUGUACCCACAACCAGGAUGUCAUCGUCUUCGUCUUCUACGCCUUCUUCUUCUUAUUCUUCUUCUUCUUAUUCGCAAUAUGACCGUACAUCAUAUAACAUUUGUAUUGUCUGUUUCGCAAUAGCCUUCUUCACUCGUUCGUUCUCCUCCAUCAUCAUCAUCAUUAUCAUCAACCAUCUCUAAUCUUUCCUCCCUCUCUUCAACUUAAAGUCAUUAUAUUUGGCUGUCUUGCAUUCACUGCCGAUGGCCAGGAUCUGUGUUAGGUUAUUUUUUUCCAUUUUUAUUUGACUGUUAAGUACUCUACCGGAACAAACACACGUAGCAUAGCAUUCAAUGGUAAAUGUAAGUGUGCGUAAUAUGAUAAUAAAAACGAUAUUUUCAUAUUUAAACCAAAA